GAUAAGCUUGCCGCGUUCUGCGCUCUAGCUGCCGCUUCCUUCAUCCCAGAUCUGUCGACGACCGGCCUCUAGUCUACCAUAAGGCGGGCCGACUAUCUCCACUGUGUACAGAGGCUGAUGCCAGCGUGACUAUGUCUGUGUUGCGGACACGCGGUGUCGGCGGCCCUCGCCAUGACGACGCUGAGCCUUUCGUGAUCCAAGGCGAUGUCUUCAUCCUGGUCCUCAUCGUCCUGGCGUGCGGCUGGAUAUGGAACUCGUCGUUCCGCAGUCGACCGCCGCCCGUCGCUGCGGAGGCCAUGCAGCGCCAGCUCGACGCAUGUCCCUUCACCAUUCGCCAACUGAACAAGACCACAUACCUAAUCCGCGAGCUUGAUCGCUUCGACGAAAACCCCCACAUCUACGUGAAGAAACACACCCAAACCGCCCCCGACGGACGCACUGCAACCCUCCUCCUCGUCACCGACACCGGCUGCGGCACGACGACGCAGAGCCGGACCUCCAAGACCGGCCGCUGGGACAUCCGCUCCUUCAUCGACCACCACCUGAACUCGACGCUGUCCAUCCCCUACCUGGUCCUGCUCUCCCACUGCCACUACGACCACAUCCUGGGCUUACCGUCUAUCCUGCAUCCGGCGAAGACCCCCGGCCCGCCUCCCCCUCACACCCUCAUCGCGUCCUCAGCCUACGCCCCAGCUUUCCUCGAGCCCCGCGCUACUCUGCGCACGCACUCGCUCUGUAAGUCGAUGAACCUGCACUGUCCCGCGUACACCACAUCGCUGUGGGCGGGCCACAAUGCGCCGCUGGUCGUCGCGCACCCGCGGCUUUCUAUCGUGCCGAUGCGUGUUCCCGCUAUCACGCUGCAUACACCAGGCCACACGCCGGACAGUCUUAGCUGGUUCGAUGUGGAGGAGCGCGUGUUGUUUGUCGGAGACGCCGUGUACGAGGGCGCCCCGAUUCUGUUUCCUAGCGAGGGAGAUUUGAGCGUUUGGUGGCGCAGUCUGGGGAUGCUGAUUCAGUUUGUUGGUGAGCGGAAUUCAGAAGAGGGCGAGAGAAUUGUGUUGGCGGCGGGGCAUGGGGUGGUGGGGGCAGAUGCGUUGGAGUGUUUGGUUGCGGUGAGGGCGUUUAUUGCGCGGGUGCUGAGGGACGAGGUGAGAUUUGAAGAGCAGGGGUUCAAGAGAGGGGAGCGGUUUGGAGGCUGGGGGGAGGAGGGAGGGAGAUUCAGUCUGGGAGCGCCAGUGAGGGUUGUGCAGGAGGGGAGAGAGGGGAUUCCGGAAGAGGAGUGGAGGGGAGAUGUUUGA
Molecule: messenger RNA, 1298 nt
Organism: Boeremia exigua
Lineage: Eukaryota; Fungi; Ascomycota; Dothideomycetes; Pleosporales; Didymellaceae
Product: beta-lactamase-like protein
Exons: 2
Coding region: 132-1298 (388 amino acids)
Source: RefSeq, a predicted model, not a curated record